This is a messenger RNA of Pistacia vera, 1507 nucleotides long. Its product is annotated as protein DETOXIFICATION 33-like. The transcript has 7 exons. Gene Ontology annotation, molecular function: antiporter activity; xenobiotic transmembrane transporter activity. NCBI's taxonomy places the organism in Eukaryota, Viridiplantae, Streptophyta, Magnoliopsida, Sapindales, Anacardiaceae. Gene Ontology annotation, biological process: xenobiotic detoxification by transmembrane export across the plasma membrane. The record is from RefSeq and is a predicted model, not a curated record. Gene Ontology annotation, cellular component: membrane. Bases 26 to 1456 code for a protein of 476 amino acids.
GGAAGGGGAAGAGAAGCCAUUGGUAAUGGAGAGGAAGACAUUGGAAAUUGAGGAAAGUGUGAUGAUGGAGAAGGAUGGGGGUUUGCAAAAAGGAUGCAUGAAUGAAUCAAAGAAACUGUGGGAGAUUGCAGGUCCUGUGAUUUUAGCAUCAGUCUCUGAGUUCUCCAUUUCGUUUAUCACAGCUGCCUUUGUUGGUCACUUGGGAGAGCUUGAAUUUGCUGCCGUUUCUGUUUCCCAGAAUGUCAUUGAAGGAUUUGUCUACGGAAUCAUGUUGGGGAUGGGGAGUGCUUUGGAGACACUUUCUGGGCAGGCUGUUGGUGCUGGACGUUUUGAGAUGCUUGGAAUAUAUUUACAGAGAUCAUUUGUUGUUACAUGCACUACAGCUUUGUGUUUGACUCCUGUUUACAUUUAUGCAUCGCCAUUGUUGCAGCUCAUUCGUCAAGAUAAGCGAAUUUCUGAGCUAGCAGGGCAGUACUCUUUGUGGGUAAUUCCUCAGUUGUUUGCCUAUGCAAUCAACUUUCCUAUACAGAAGUUUCUGCAAUCUCAGAGCAGGGUUUGGGUCAUGACUAUGAUUUCAGUGGCAACUUUGCUUCUUCAUGUGUUGUUAACUUGGAUUUUUGUGGCCAAACUCAAUCAUGGAAUUGUUGGUGCUGCCAUGGCUGGGAAUAUCUCCUGGUGGCUUAUGGUUUCUGCCAUGAGCUAUUAUGUUGUAUCCGGGUGUUUCCCAGCUGCUUGGAAUGGCUUUUCCCUGAUGGCUUUCAGGUCAUUAUGCAGCUUUGUGAAACUCUCACUUGCAUCAGCUGUGAUGUUCUGCUUGGAGCUAUGGUAUUAUACAGCAGUUAUUCUAAUGGUAGGAUGGUUAAAGAAUCCAGAAAUCGCUGUAGACGCCAUUUCAAUCUGCAUGAACUUGCAACUAUGGUUUGUGAUGAUUGCUCUGGGUUUCAAUGCAGCCAUAAGCGUGCGAGUGUCGAAUGAACUCGGAGCCGGACAUCCGAAAGCAACAAAAUUCGCCAUAGUUGUGGCAAUCAUAACAUCGACUACGAUGGGAAGUUUAUUCACAGUAGCAAUUGUGGCAACCAAGAACCAAUUUCCGAAAAUGUUCACAGAUAAAGCAGCAGUGAUUAGAGAGACUUCAAAGCUGGGAUUUUUUCUGGCAGCAACCAUCUUCCUCAACAGCAUUCAACCUGUUCUCUAUGGGGUUGCAGUUGGUGCAGGGUGGCAGGUUUUGGUUGCAUUGAUAAAUGUUUCAUGUUAUUACAUCUUCGGACUUCCUGUUAGUGCCUUGCUCGGCUACAAGUUUAACUAUGGCGUUUAUGGCAUAUGGUCGGGGCUGUUGCUCGGUUGCUUUAUGCAGACGUUGUUUCUGUCUUGCCUGAUAGCCCGAACCAAAUGGCAGAAAGAGGCUUUGCUAGCUGAAGCUCGCAUGAAAACAUGGGGCAGUAAACCCAAUGAAUGAAGCUGAUUAGAUUCAAAUACAGGAGAAGCCAUAUUUGAUUUUUCAAUGAAG